GUGUAGUCCUCAAUGAAAUACUUGUUUUAUUCGAAGUGUUGAAAGAAGCCCUGACUCGAUCAACCCCCGAAGAUAUCUUGCGCCUGUGGUUGUUAGCACCGAGAACUUCUCUUUCGUCGCCCACUUGUCGCCCCUGGUCGGUUUACUUCUGUAUUUUCCGCUGUUGCCGCGAUAAGUACGAUAACUACGGGACUAUCUGACGAUUGACUUCCUUGCUCUCUAAGGGCGGGUUAGAAUUUCUCCGCACGACGAGCACGACCUGCAGGAGGUCAAAUAGAUCCACGUAGCGGAUCACUACUUCGUUGAUUGUUCCUCUCCGGUGUGCUGCCAGCAGGUGGAUCUUCACCAUGGGCUCUCAAAUAAAUCCAGACCACUUGGUUAAAAAUACAAACACCGAAAAUAUUACCCCGCAAAAUCUUCAAUCUGACCACCAGUCUCAACAACCUGGUGCCGCACCAGAAGCACGGGCGACAUCAUCUCCCAGAGCAGUCCUCGGGAAUGCAGCUCCAGAUGCUGCGCAGGAAGAUGAAGAGCAAGACGCUGUCGUUGCUCAACAGUCCCCUGAUGCUGAGCAGCCUCCCAAAAACUCGACGACCGAGAAGUCUCAGUGUUGUGUCAGUGAAGACCAACAUGAAGAGAAUAAGGAGGGUGAAAACAACCAGGACUCGAGUAUUAACUCCGGGAUCGAUAACGUGACGACGGCAACUACUGCAGAACGAGACCCGCACUUGCUUGCAGCCGAAGCCGGCGGGGAAGCUACACAAAUAGAAAUAGCCGGUACCGCCCCCUCCUCCGCGGACCCGUCUCUUAACACGAGUCCUGAGCGAUCGGCAAUUUCCUGGUCAGAGCCGCCCGCGGCGGCGGAAAUCCUAUUUGCGAACAAAGCGGCGAACGAGGUUGCGGCUGGAGAGAGGGAAGAAUCGAGGACGUUGCUGACUACAGACGAGUCUGCAUCGCACAAAUUAUUUCCAAACUGCGUAACUACCAAUGACACAGCACCUAAAGUCUCAACAUUUUCCCCGGGGAGCGUUAACGUGGAAGAUGCAAAUAAUGCUGAGGCUUUGCCUUCAGAGGACUUUGUUUUGACUUCGGGAGCUGCGGAGGUAAUCUUUUUGGAAAUUUUUUGUGUGACAAUGAUGAUAAAGAACUGUUUUGUAUUCCACCAUCGACAUGUUUUGCGCUUCUUUUUGGCACAGUGCGCACCAGAGCUUCAUCUCCAGUCGCCAGGCUGUAGGUUCAUUUGGGCGCCGACAGAAAUAUAACCCGGCAGCGCCUGGUGGAGACACCGUUGUGCGGUCGUCCAGCCAGGAAGAAUCGAAGAUCUCCUGCUGAUGCUGAUGCAGUGAAAAAUAGUUGCAGUCGACUGAUGUUGAAGGUGGUCGUGCAAGAAAAGGGGUAGCAGUACCCCAAAUGGAAAAAAUGGAUGAUGAACAACAACCAGUACUAAUCGAAUAAUCUUCUUUCCUGUCAUUUUCUCUGAAGGUCGCUCUGGCUCCUGCUGGAUCUACUGCGAUUGGCAAUGGAGCUUGCCAUGCUCCGUGCCCUUGCCCUUCGGAGAAGACGACGGGUUUGGAGACUUCUGCGAGCAGCGGGCAAGAACGCGAUGAACAGGUGUCGUGUGCGGACGAGGUACCUGGACAGCGGACCAGUUCUUGUGAAGUCGCCACGGAAACAAGUUGCAGCAAGGCGGUGCAAGAUGUGGAAAAUUUGCCGUCUGGAACCUGGACCGCAGACACGCCACUGCAGCCGACAUGGUCGUCUACGGAGGAGCCCAUGGCGUCCUGUAGUACUAGCGGUGAACAAGAAGCUGAAGCCGCAGCCGAC
Amoebophrya sp. A120 is the source of this 1824-nucleotide messenger RNA. NCBI's taxonomy places the organism in Eukaryota, Dinophyceae, Syndiniales, Amoebophryaceae. The record is from the annotation of a GenBank genome assembly.